GUAGAAGCACCGGUUACAUAGCGCUGAGUACGAGGUGUCCUUGGGCUGAGUUUUCCGAGCUGUGCCAGGAGCCGAGUGACGAGAGCGCGGGGCAGCGGCUGCUUGCACUGACAAUGGGCGACGCUGAGAAGGGCAAGAAGAUCUUUGUUCAGAAGUGUGCGCAGUGCCACACAGUUGAAAAGGGAGGCAAACACAAGACUGGCCCAAACCUGAAUGGUCUGUUUGGCCGGAAGACUGGUCAAGCUGAUGGUUUCUCUUACACAGAAGCCAACAAAAGCAAAGGUAUAACCUGGGGUGAAGAUACAUUGAUGGUGUACUUGGAAAAUCCCAAGAAGUAUAUUCCAGGAACUAAGAUGAUCUUUGCUGGCAUUAAGAAGAAGGGAGAGAGGGAAGAUCUAAUAGCAUACCUUAAGGCCUCUACUAAGUAAUGGCUAUCUGCUGCCUUAUUUAUUUCACCAAACAAAAGGAAAUGACUCUCUGUGAUGAGAUUGGUUCUUAAACUUUCGAUUUUUACAUGCAUUGAAUCUAACACUUCAAAAAUCUUUCUCGUCAGCCAGAGAACAUUGAUCAUGAGUGGUUAUUAAAGAAUAUGUACAUGUCUUUGUUAUAAUUUAUAGAAUUGUGUAAUUAGGCUUGAAUGAGUACAGGCAUGAUGACUAUCAUGUUUCCUGAUCAUGUAAUUAAAAAAACUUUCAAUGUG
Molecule: messenger RNA, 700 nt
Organism: Elgaria multicarinata webbii
Lineage: Eukaryota; Metazoa; Chordata; Lepidosauria; Squamata; Anguidae
Product: cytochrome c
Exons: 3
Coding region: 114-428 (104 amino acids)
Biological process (GO): mitochondrial electron transport, ubiquinol to cytochrome c; mitochondrial electron transport, cytochrome c to oxygen
Cellular component (GO): mitochondrial intermembrane space
Molecular function (GO): electron transfer activity; heme binding
Source: RefSeq, a predicted model, not a curated record